Messenger RNA from Suncus etruscus (white-toothed pygmy shrew), 2173 nucleotides. It is a transcript of the gene CBLN4, whose product is annotated as cerebellin 4 precursor. The coding region runs from base 177 to 1034 and encodes 285 amino acids. Gene Ontology annotation, molecular function: protein binding. Lineage: Eukaryota; Metazoa; Chordata; Mammalia; Eulipotyphla; Soricidae. The record is from RefSeq and is a predicted model, not a curated record. The transcript has 4 exons.
CCUGGAGCGAUUUGGACACCAUCUCCGGUCCCCCCAUCCUGAUCCCCAACUGCCUCGGAGGGUCCCCUUGGAAGCUUCUGCAACCGGGGCUCGCCCGAAGGAACCAGGAGGGGUGCAGGGGCCCCCGGCGGGGCUGAUCGUGGCGCAGAAGAAGAGGGUGGGGUAGGGGGUUCUGCAUGAGCUCCUUAAAGGACAAAGGUAACGGAGCCGGAGAGAACGAGAGCGCGCUCGGGGGCACUUGGACCGGCAGCUCCAGCCGCCUUGGAAGUGCGCGCGCCGCUGCCACAGCCACAGCCACAGCCACAGCCACAGCAGCUCUGCCCGCCGCCCGCAGCUUCUUCCCUUUCCCCGGUUCCGGGGUCCCGGGCGAGGAAGAGGAGGAGGCGACCCCGGCGAGCCGCCGCGCCAGCCUCCCCAGGCUCACCAUGGGCGCCCCGCGCCGCCGGGCGCUGUCCGUGCUGCCCGCCCUGCUGCUGGCACUGGCCCUGCCCGCGUCUCCGGUGAGCGCGCAGAACGACACGGAGCCCAUCGUGCUGGAGGGCAAGUGCCUGGUGGUGUGCGACUCCAACCCGGCCACGGACGCCAAGGGAUCGUCGUCGUCCCCGUUGGGGAUCUCGGUGCGCGCGGCCAACUCAAAGGUGGCUUUCUCCGCCGUGCGCAGCACCAACCAUGAACCCUCGGAGAUGAGCAACAAGACGCGCAUCAUUUAUUUCGACCAGAUCCUAGUAAAUGUGGGCAAUUUUUUCACGCUGGAGUCUGUCUUUGUAGCCCCGAGAAAAGGAAUUUACAGUUUCAGUUUUCAUGUCAUCAAAGUCUACCAGAGCCAGACAAUUCAGGUUAACCUGAUGUUGAAUGGAAAACCAGUCAUAUCUGCCUUUGCGGGGGACAAAGAUGUGACUCGUGAAGCUGCCACAAAUGGAGUCUUGCUCUACCUGGAUAAAGAGGAUAAGGUUUACCUGAAACUGGAGAAAGGUAAUCUGGUUGGCGGCUGGCAGUAUUCCACUUUCUCCGGCUUUCUGGUCUUUCCCUUAUAGGAUGUGAAUUCCCUCCAAUGCUGCUCUUGGUGAUAGGCAGCUUGCCCUUGCAUUGUUGGAGAUCACAUUCUCAUCCUCCGAUCCAUAUCUUUUAUUGAUUUCUCAUGGGUGAACAUGGAUUCUCUUGAAGGAUUCUAGGUCUCUCCACACCCAAGUUUCAUGGAUGAUUUUGGUGUGUGUCCCUUUCCGUAUCUUUGGAAGAAGACUCAUCGUGGAAAGUUCUUAUCAACGCUUCCGUGUAACAAUUACAGCUGUCCGCCAGAUUGAUUCUCCAUUUCAAUUCCUGGGCUGGCUGAAUUCCUUUCAGAGGUGGAAUUUUCUUUCUUUCUUUUUUUCCCCCCAAGACUGGCAACUGGAUCUAAGAAUGAGAAAACUUAAGUUAUGUCUUCAAGCUACAGUUAGUGUGUUUACUGCCAAAGAGCUGUAUAUUGUGUUGCUCUAUUGAUUUCACUUGCUUUCACUCCUUUUGGAGUUCAUUUGUUUUGUUCACUUAUGGUAGCUGGGAAUUUUUUUUUCAGUGACUGGCUUUGUGUUUUCUUACACAUAGGGCAUUGCGUGGUUUCCCACACAUUUACUCUAUCAGAUCACCAACAUGACUUCCUUUAAAAAUAAUAAAAAAAAAAGAAUGCUUCAUAGUUGUAUUUUAAUUACAUAUGUGAGAGAGUCAUAUUUUCCAAAUUAUAUUUUCUAAUAGGAAGAGUAGAUCUUAAAUCUGACAAAGGAAAUGUUGCUUAUUCAAAUUCUAAGUGAUCCACUUCCAAACCUCCAUAAAAUGGUUCUCCUUCAUGGGAAAUCUUGUGUUUUAUUGCCCAAGUUUAAUCCACAUGAUUGGUAAUAACCACUUUAUUUAAAAAAUCUGAAGAGAUUUCCCCCUAGACAUGGAUGGUCACUUUAUUAACUAGAGAAUGGGAUACCCUGGUUUUUAAUUAUACCUAUUUUUCAAAACUUCUAUUGUUUUCAAGUAUCAUCUGGUUUUGCCUUAACUCCUUAAAUUGUAUAUAUUUAUCUGUUUAGCUAAUAUUAAAUCUAAAUAUCCCAUAUCUAAACUUAGUGCAAUAUCUUAUUUUAUCUUUUGUACAAGUCAUAUGAAUUCAUAAAGGUAUUUAUGUCUGUUAUAGAAUAAAAGUUCAUAUAUGUUA